Molecule: messenger RNA, 1951 nt
Organism: Leucoraja erinaceus (little skate)
Lineage: Eukaryota; Metazoa; Chordata; Chondrichthyes; Rajiformes; Rajidae
Gene: camk1da
Product: calcium/calmodulin-dependent protein kinase 1Da
Exons: 10
Coding region: 1-1164 (387 amino acids)
Biological process (GO): peptidyl-serine phosphorylation
Cellular component (GO): intracellular anatomical structure
Molecular function (GO): calcium/calmodulin-dependent protein kinase activity; ATP binding; calmodulin binding
Source: RefSeq, a predicted model, not a curated record
AUGAUAAUCGGCAAGUUUGGGCUCCGUCCUGAUCUCUCUCUCUCUCUCUCUCUCUCUCUCUCCCUCGUUACCUUUCUUAGCGGUGCUUUUUCCGAAGUGGUGAUGGCCAAGGAGAAGACCAGCGGAAAAAUGUUCGCCAUCAAAUGCAUCCCGAAGAAGGCACUGAAGGGCAAGGAGAGCAGCAUUGAGAAUGAGAUCGCCGUUCUCAGGAGGAUCAAGCAUGAAAACAUCGUGGCUCUGGAAGACAUCUAUGAAAGCCCAAACCACUUAUAUCUAGUGAUGCAACUGGUAUCGGGGGGUGAACUGUUCGACCGCAUCGUGGAGAAGGGAUUCUACACGGAAAAAGACGCCAGCACGCUGAUCCGGCAAGUCUUGAACGCCGUCCAGUAUCUCCACAAAAUGUGUAUUGUUCACCGGGACUUGAAGCCAGAAAACCUCUUGUACUUCAGCCCGGAUGAAGAGUCUAAAAUAAUGAUCAGCGACUUUGGUUUGUCCAAGAUGGAGGGUUCGGGUGAUGUCAUGUCCACCGCCUGUGGUACCCCCGGCUAUGUUGCUCCAGAGGUCCUUGCCCAGAAACCCUACAGCAAGGCAGUCGAUUGCUGGUCUAUCGGAGUCAUUGCUUAUAUUCUGUUGUGUGGCUAUCCGCCAUUCUACGAUGAAAACGACUCCAGACUCUUUGAGCAGAUACUGAGGGCAGAAUACGAGUUUGACUGUCCGUACUGGGACGACAUCUCUGAAUCUGCGAAAGAUUUCAUCAAACGCUUAAUGGAGAAAGACCCCAACAAACGCUACACGUGUGAACAAGCAUUGAGACAUCCGUGGAUCGCGGGAGACACGGCGCUGAACAAGAACAUCCAUGAAUCAGUCAGCGCGCAGAUCAGGAAGAACUUUGCCAAGAGCAAGUGGAGGCAAGCGUUCAACGCCACCGCUGUGAUCCGCCACAUGAGGAGACUACACCUGGGCAGCAGUCAGGACGGGUCGAGUGGCCACGCACACGCCAACCGCAAUCCUGCCACCCCGCUGCCCGGCACCGCGGCCCGCAAAGAUUGUGUCCCUCCCACCACCGUCUGCAGUAACGCAUCCACUGCGCCCACUCCAACUGUUCUGUCGGACCAGCGGCCGAGAGCGACCUCAGUGACCACAGUCCUCGCCGCGAGCAAAUGACGAGCGGCCUUUAACGUAAAUCAGUAAUGGGGAACAACUUCACUGUGAUGCAUCCCACAAUCCAAGCGACUUCACCCUGCAUGUGCACUGAGUUCUCGUGGGAACCCAGGGUGGAUUUAUAAAGGCCAUAUUUUAUACUGUUUAACUCUUAUAUAAUACGUGUUCCAUAAACUGCAUUGAAUCAUGUGCUGAUGGAUUUAAUGGUAUCUGGUGCUGUGCAUAUCACCCCGCGAUGUUUCCUUCGCCAUAUCUCACGUCUACGGUUCGUGUCGUUCCUUAGCCAUCGUUUUUUUCUCAGAAGCACCAGCCUUUGCCCUGGACGUCCAUUCUCCAAGGAGCAAGACAUUAGCAGAGCAACGCAAGCCAUCGUUUAUCUCUCCUUCAAUUCCUCCCGUUCCUCCUGGAACUCCGAGGAAAACCCUAACGGCCCUGUCCCACUGUACGAGUUCAUCCCAAGAGCUCUCCCGUGUUUUAAACAAAUCAAACUCGUGGUAAGCACGGAGAAUGAACGUAGCGGGUGCGUCGGAGCUCAGGGACGACUCUUAGCGCUAACGGCAGGUACUCAGGAAGACUCGCUAACGGCAGGUAAGCACGGGAAGACUGGUGAAGAUUUUUCAACAUGAUGAAAAAUGUCCACGAGAGCCCCGAGUACCGACGAGCGGCCAUCACCGUAAAUCUCCGAGUUCGAAUCAGGGCAAACUCAGGAGAGCUCUUGGAAUGAACUCGUACAGUGGGACAGGGGUUUUACACUUGUAAACCUCGUGAAACAAGUUCACAGGUUCUGGGA